UGGCGGCCGCUGCAGCCCUCACUGUGCACCGGCGCCUGCCUUCGCCGCAGCUUGCGGUGCCGCCACCCCGGUCGGCCUUUUCCACGCUAUGGCCGCGGCCUCCUCCCCGCCCAGGACUGAGAGGAAGCUCGGGGGCUGGGGCCGCCUGCUGGGCUCCCGGCGGGGCAGCGCCGGCUUGGCCAAGAAGUGCCCCUUCUCUCUAGAGUUGGCUGAGGGUGGCCCAGCGGGCGGCACUCUCUACGCGCCCGUCGCGCCUCCCGGCGCCCUGAGCCCCGGGUCUCCCGCGCCCCCAGUGUCCCCUGCCGCGCCCCCUGCCGGCCUGGAUCUCGGCCCGCGGCCGCCGGUGAGCCUCGAUCCACGCGUCUCUAUCUACAGCGCGCGCCGUCCGCUGCUCGCGCGCACCCACAUCCAGGGCCGCGUCUACAACUUCCUCGAGCGCCCCACAGGCUGGAAGUGCUUCGUCUACCACUUUGCCGUCUUCCUUAUCGUCCUGGCCUGCCUCAUCUUCAGUGUGCUGUCCACCAUCGAGCAGUAUGCAGCUCUGGCCACUGGGACCCUCUUCUGGAUGGAGAUUGUCCUGGUGGUGUUCUUUGGGACAGAGUACGUGGUCCGUCUCUGGUCUGCAGGCUGCCGCAGCAAAUAUGUGGGCAUCUGGGGCCGGCUGCGUUUUGCCCGGAAGCCCAUUUCCAUCAUUGACCUCAUCGUGGUUGUGGCCUCCAUGGUUGUCCUCUGUGUGGGCUCAAAAGGGCAGGUGUUUGCCACAUCAGCUAUCAGGGGGAUCCGUUUCCUACAGAUCCUGCGGAUGCUACACGUAGACCGCCAGGGAGGCACUUGGAGGCUCCUGGGCUCUGUGGUCUUCAUCCACCGCCAGGAGCUGAUCACCACUUUGUAUAUUGGCUUCCUGGGCCUCAUCUUCUCCUCCUACUUUGUGUAUCUGGCUGAGAAGGAUGCAGUGAAUGAAUCAGGCCUUGUGGAGUUUGGAAGCUAUGCAGAUGCACUGUGGUGGGGAGUGGUCACAGUCACCACUAUCGGCUACGGCGACAAGGUACCCCAGACCUGGGUUGGGAAGACCAUUGCCUCCUGCUUCUCUGUCUUUGCCAUCUCCUUCUUUGCACUCCCAGCGGGGAUCCUUGGCUCUGGGUUUGCCCUGAAAGUCCAGCAGAAGCAGAGGCAGAAGCACUUCAACCGCCAGAUCCCAGCUGCGGCGUCGCUCAUCCAGACUGCAUGGAGGUGCUACGCUGCCGAGAACCCCGACUCUUCCACUUGGAAGAUCUACGUGCGGAAGCCCACCCGGAGUCACAUGCUGCUCUCCCCUAGCCCCAAGCCAAAGAAGUCUGCCAUGGUAAAGAAAAAGAAGUUCAAACUGGACAAAGAUAAUGGAGUGAGUCCUGGAGAGAAGAUGCUCACAGUCCCCCAUAUCACAUGUGAUCCCCCAGAAGAGCGGAGGCCAGACCAUUUCUCUGUUGAUGGCUAUGACAGUUCUGUAAGGAAGAGCCCCACGCUGCUGGAAGUAAGCCCUGCCCACUUCCUGAGGACCAACAGCUUCGCUGAGGACCUGGACUUGGAAGGGGAGACGCUGCUGGCCCCCAUAACCCACGUGUCACAGCUGCGAGAGCAUCACCGGGCCACCAUCAAAGUCAUCCGGCGCAUGCAGUACUUUGUGGCCAAGAAGAAAUUCCAGCAAGCCCGGAAGCCCUACGAUGUGCGGGAUGUCAUCGAGCAGUACUCACAGGGACACCUCAACCUCAUGGUGCGAAUCAAAGAGCUGCAGCGAAGGUUGGACCAGUCCAUCGGGAAGCCCUCCCUGUUCAUCCCCAUCUCAGAAAAGAGCAAGGACCGUGGCAGCAACACGAUUGGCGCCCGCCUGAACCGGGUGGAAGACAAGGUGGUGCUCAGCUCCCUGGAGGCACAGGAUCCUCAGAAGACAGCAGAGGCCUUUCUCGGACUGGAAAAUGGGGCAAGAUUCCCCAGCACAUCUGAGCCAUACAUCAGAGCCAUCAUGGCACUUGACUGCCCCAGGAGGGGCCCAGAAAUACCCUUUGUUCUUUCUGCACGAGUGCCUCACACCCACCCCAUACACAGCCACACAGAGCCAGAGGCUGCAUCUGCCCUGGGAUGUACAGGCCACCCUGCUCCAGUUGUCCCCACCAGCCCAGCUGCUGAGCCCCCCAAAGCCCUCCCACUUGUCAGGUCCUCAGCACCAGCUGCCCAAAGCGCUGUCCCCAGCCCAGGCUGAUGACCCAGGCCUUCCCUGCCAGACGGGCACACUCAGUUGCCAGCAUGGCCCCCCCAAUCCCUCCCCAACAGGUGUCCCCACCACUGCUGGAAGCUUGGAUACACUACUCGUUCCCCUUGCCCCAGACUCCAGAAUGAUGGUGGAUGAGGGAGGCACUUGCCAUUCAGGAAGAGAGUGCAACAGUGCCCCAGCCCACCCUGCAGUGGUCAUUCCCAUGACCCCACAUCUUCAUUCUUCCAGCCCCAGCCUGGCCUCAAGUUCAGGCCUCUCCUGCCCUUUUGAAGAGACCAGCUGGAUAUUUCCCAGGGAGAUCUACCCUACAGGACCCUGGAGAGUCCACACCUGGCCCUCAUCCAUCCAUCUGUCUUUCUGUCUAACCAUCCAGCAUUUGCCAAGCACCCUUAAGCUCCAGGCUCUGGGUGUGGGUGGUGGGCUAGAUGGCCACAGUGCUGGAUCCCCAGAGCUACAGCUCAGUGGGGAGCACAGAGAACAGUUGAGGAAAUAAAAACAGGGGCAACGUCACUCCGUAGUGAUAAGGAAUACUGUUAUGCCUGGCCAUAUGCUGGGGGUGGAGGCAGAGGAAGUGAAGGGGGCAAGACCGACCCAAGUCCCAGCUGACCCUGCUCAGAGCAGGCCAAGGACCCAGGGGUAGGAGACACCCAACACCUUGGUCCACAAACGAGAACAGAGGACCCGUUUGAAACGCACCUGAGACAGAGAGUCCCAGACUCCAAGUUAUAGGAGCUCAGGUGAUAGGAGCUCGGGGCCUUCCUGACAUUCCUGAAGUAAACCCUACGUGACUUUGACUCUGCAGCCACACGUCACUUAAAAGGGCCGUAUUCCGAAAAACGCAUGUGGCUAUCACAGUGUGCACUUAAACAGGCCAAGACAACCACGAGGUCAUGAGGCGAUGUGUUCCUGGGGAUCAUGGGCAUGUGUAUAGUCUGUGGUUUCUGAGACAGGGCUGUCUACUUAUGUAUGUUUUAGGAUUUUGGCACUUUUGUUCAGACCUAGUUUGGGCCUAGAAUAUUCUUGUGUUCCCUUGCCCAGUUUCUGUGCCUGGUUUUAUGAGUUGGACGCCUACUCAUCUUGGCCUGUGCCCUGGACUCAUGGUAUGGGGUGGGAUCUGCAUCUUGAAAAUAUGGAAAUCACCCCAGUGUCUGGACUACGAACUUUCUGGAAGAGGAUAGGUGACUGACAUUGUAAUUUCUCCAAUGGGUUUGUGUUUAUUAAGAUUUUCUACUUCAUGAGUCACUUUUAGCAAUUUUUUCUGAAAUUCAUUCAUCACAUUGAGUUUUCAGUUUUAUUGAUAUCAUAAAUACUUACAGUCAAU
This is a messenger RNA of Heterocephalus glaber (naked mole-rat), 3569 nucleotides long. RefSeq names its product potassium voltage-gated channel subfamily Q member 1 (gene Kcnq1). Gene Ontology annotation, cellular component: voltage-gated potassium channel complex; membrane. Gene Ontology annotation, molecular function: voltage-gated potassium channel activity. The record is from RefSeq and is a predicted model, not a curated record. NCBI's taxonomy places the organism in Eukaryota, Metazoa, Chordata, Mammalia, Rodentia, Bathyergidae. Gene Ontology annotation, biological process: potassium ion transmembrane transport.